Molecule: messenger RNA, 3263 nt
Organism: Oreochromis aureus
Lineage: Eukaryota; Metazoa; Chordata; Actinopteri; Cichliformes; Cichlidae
Gene: ccdc39
Product: coiled-coil domain containing 39
Biological process (GO): cilium-dependent cell motility; cilium movement; inner dynein arm assembly
Cellular component (GO): axoneme
Source: RefSeq, a predicted model, not a curated record
GAUGCGUGGUUGCUACGGGCGACUGACAACAGACGGCAACAGAGAAACAGCUAAAAGCUGGAGUUGACACUAUCGUAGUGGAAAUAAGUAUUACCUUAACUGUCUUAAUCAGAAUAAGAUGUCUAGCACUAACACAACUCUGCCUGACACAGGCUGGGAUGAGCACUUUGCUCUCCCCGAGCCCAACGCUGAAAACAAGGCUCUGCUGGAGGAGAUUCACAGAAAAGAGAUGGAGCUGCUGGAGCUGGAGCACAUGCUUGAGAGAAAUAAAGAUCACAAGAAGAUAAUGACUGUACUUAAAAAUGCCAAACAAGAGCUGGAAAACACUGAGGCUCUGUGCAAGGCAAAGGAAAGAGAGGAAGAGUUCGAGAAACACUUGACAGCUCUCUCAGACAGAGAGACAGGUCGCCAGGCUCAGGAGGCUGCUAAGAUGGAGAAAGAGCUCAAGUCUUUAGCAGAGAGGAAAGACAUGAUAGAGAACCACAUCUUCAAGGGCAAACAGAAGCUGGAUGAGUUUAUGGAGCAGAUGAACUGGGACAAGCAGACCAUGGAUGCCUUUUUAGAGGAGUCGGCGCAUAAAGAUGAGGACACAAUGGCCAUCAUCAAGUAUGCUCAGCAGGACGAGCAGAGGAUCAAGUCACUCACUCUGGCUAUAGAGAAGAAGACACUGGAAGCCAGAGAAAAGCAAAAAGCACUGGUCAAACAGUCGACUGAGACUUUAUCUGCGCAGAUCGCUUUGGAUAAGACUACAGAGAAUCUGCAGCAGGCACAUCUGGAGACCCAGCAACUCAUCCACCAGUGGGAAAACACUAUCAAGCAGAUGAUGCAACGGGAUGAAGACAUGCAGCAGUGCGCUCUGCAAGUUGCUCAGUUGAAUCAGACCAUUAGGGAAAGGAAUGCCACUGUAACAGAGAGGAAGAACUUGCUGGAUACUCAGAGGAGCAACAACAAGGAGACUGAGAGGAAGAUAACCCUCACCAACCGACAGGGAGCAAAACUGAGACAGGAUCUGAAGGAGCAGGAGAGUAACUGCAGCAGGCUGCAAGAUGAGCUGAAUACCCUCAAAAACACACUGGACAGAACAACCUCUGACGUGGAGUCCCUGACAUCCCAGAUAUCCAGAAUGAAGAAAGACAUCCAGGAUAAAAAUGACAAACUCAGGCAGGCAAGGGCAUACAACGCUGCACUGGACGAGAAGCUGAAGGUGGUGACUCAGACAGCUCUUAGUGAGGAGGAGAGAGCUGCACAGAUGGAUCAGUUUCUUAAGGAUGAGGAACAGGCCAUCAAGGACUUGGAUGUCCAGCUGCGUGACUGCAGGGAGGAGCUGUUGCAUCAUAAGGAGCGUUUGCAGGCCAUCAAGACAAAGGAGAAGGAUUUUAUCUCGCAGGUUUCAAAGAGUAAAUCCACCAUUAACAGCCUGGAGAGUCAGCUCAGAAAAAUGGAACAGGACCUGAUUAGACACCAGAUGACCAUAAGUGACCAGAGUUGCAAGAUGAUCUUCCUAAAAACAAAACUGGCAAAGCUGAAAGGUGACGUUAACCAAGAAGAAAAGAAAAUACUCAACAGGAAGCUCGCUGAGCUGACCGAAGAACUCGAGGAGAAAAAGAAGAAAGCCAAAAUGCUUACCGACACUCUCAAGGAGGCUGAGGAUGAUAUUCGCAGUUUGAGGAAAGAGAUUGAGAAGUCUGAAGCUCAGAAGAGAGACCUGACCAGUAAGGUGGAGGAGCUCCUGCUAGUCCGUAACACCAGUGAGAAGGAGCUGAAGACUCUCAGACUGAGGAAACAGGAAAACAAAGUGGAGCACCAAAUUUUAAAGAUAGAAGUCAAACGUGUGAGGGAUCUUCUGUACAGCAAGGCUGACAACGUGCUGUCGCUGGAGAAAAGACUGCUGCAGCUACAAACAACCAUGAAGGAGAGGGAAGACGAGAUUAAGGUCUACAAAGAAAUGCUCAGCCAGCAGCUCAAGAUCAGUGAGCAGGAGAGGCAGAAACUCAGUGCUGAACUUGGUGAGAAACUGUCCAAGAUUGACAUGAUGAAGAAAUGUUUUGAGAUUGUGAGCCUUUCCCUGGCACCUCCUGAGGGAGAAGAGGAGAAAUCGCAGGCUUACUACAUCACAAAGGCUGCACAAGAGAAAGAGGAGCUUAGGAGGAAAGGCGAUGAGCUGGAUGCUACAAUCCACAAAGUGGAGCUGGAAAACAAAGCUCUGGAGAACACCAUCCAGCUGUUCAACAACAGUAACUCUGCAUUUCGCCAAUCUCUGAACAAAGUGAAUGAAUCCAGUCCAAUGUACCAGGAAAAAGUGAAACUGGAAGGGCAGCUGAAUGUGGGUGAAGAGACGCUGAACUAUAAGAAAAGGCAGAUCCAAGAGCUUCAGCAGGAUAUACAGGACCUGAACAAUGUGUUGGAAAGUCUGCCACAAGAAGAGCGGGUGGAGAGAGAUAAGAUAGAGAACAAACACGCCCUCGUCAGCAAAAUGAACGAAGAAGUUACUUCCCAGCAGGAGAAAAUUGACAGAGCCUCAAAGCAGUUCUCUAAGCUGACCAAAGAAGUCCGCUCAGCAAAGGGCACCAAAGGCGAGACUUUCGAAGAGAAAGACAUUAAGCUGAGGGAGUUGAAGGAAUUCAUCAAGAAUGUGGACAGGAUGCUGAAUGAGGCCUGGGAGGGCAAUCCUGACCUCAGAUCAGUGAUGGAGAACUAUUUCCUGCAGGCCAGUCUGUCUCUUCCCUCUCCUUCUCCCACUCCUGCCAGCCAGCAGAGCUCCAAGACAAGUUCCCCCCGCUGCUCCACCUCUCUCAGGUCUCUGGCAUCCUCAGCCAGCGCCAGCCCCCGGACCGCUGCGCCUUACUCCCCCACACUGAAGACGGUGGAACUGAGCCUGGAUCUGACUGCGACCUCCCCUCCUCUCACCACCUCCAGAUGUUCCAGCUCUGCGAGCAGCUCAAGCAGCAGAAAGUCAAAGAAGCUUUAGUGUUUUUCUCCUCUGAUUGUUCAGAACUACUCAGUUUUGUAGUUAAAGCUGCAGAGAAUGACCAGUGCAUUGAUGUGUUUAUGUUUUCAGGUUGUAGGUUCAGGAUCAUUCGUUUUUUGUCUCUUUUUUGGUGUGUCGCAUUCAUUUCAGAGUAAAUCUCGAAUCUGUUAGAUUUUCAGACUCUGUGAAUCUAGUGUAAUCUGAUUUUUUUUCUUUGGAUUCUCCUUUUCUUUGCUUCUUUUGUCUUACAAGUACAUACAUACGCAAAGAGUUCUCAAUAAAAUGUUAUUGACAA